This is a messenger RNA of Ilex paraguariensis (yerba mate), 189 nucleotides long. NCBI's taxonomy places the organism in Eukaryota, Viridiplantae, Streptophyta, Magnoliopsida, Aquifoliales, Aquifoliaceae. The record is from the annotation of a GenBank genome assembly.
AUGGACGUGAACAUUGGCGAUCUGAACUCACCCCAUUCGAUGGGAACCACCAUCAUAGGUGUCACUUACAACGGCGGCGUCGUCCUCGGCGCCGAUUCCCGUACCAGCACCGGAAUGUAUGUUGCGAAUAGGGCAUCGGACAAGAUCACCCAGUUGACCGAUAAUGUCUACUUGUGUCGCUCUGGAUCG